Arctia plantaginis is the source of this 405-nucleotide messenger RNA. NCBI's taxonomy places the organism in Eukaryota, Metazoa, Arthropoda, Insecta, Lepidoptera, Erebidae. The record is from the annotation of a GenBank genome assembly.
AUGCACAGAAAAUCUAUUGAGGCGUCGCGUCACCUCAAGGAAUCAGGUUCGGAGCGCGAGGGGUCAGAAGCGGAGCCCGAGCGCGCCUCCUCCGCCUCACCACACCACCACGACAACCAUGAUAAUCAGGCUCAAAGUUCUCCAGCAAGUUCAACUACGGCCUCAUCAUCAGCCAAAGGUCGCGCGUCCCCGGAGCCGGGCCCUAUGUAUGAGGAUGCUGAAGCUUUCCGCAAUAACAGCAUCGCUUGCCUUCGCGCCAAGGCCCAGGAACACCAGGCGCGGCUACUCAAUAAUAAUCUGUUACUGCAGGUGCGAGGGGUCCCGCGGCCCAGCAGCGCGGACGAGGAGGGCCCGGCCGACAUCGACGUGGGCACGGAGGCGCCGCCGCCCGCACACCUCUACUGA